CUCGUACCGGAAGCGGAAGCGCGGCGGGCCCGGAGCCGGCGGCGGGCAGAUGGCGGAGUGCGGGCCGCAACCCCCCGGGGCUGGAGGUGGCGGAGGAGGAGGAGGAGGCGGGAGCGGGGGUGCUGGGGCGCCCAGCCGGCACGAGAAGAGCCUGGGGCUGCUCACCACCAAGUUCGUGUCGCUGUUGCAGGAGGCCAAGGACGGCGUGCUGGAUCUGAAGCUGGCUGCAGAUACCUUGGCUGUGCGACAGAAACGACGGAUCUAUGAUAUCACAAAUGUCCUGGAAGGGAUUGGGCUGAUUGAGAAGAAAUCAAAGAACAGUAUCCAGUGGAAAGGGGUGGGUCCUGGCUGCAACACGCGUGAGAUUGCUCACAAGCUUAUUGAGCUGAAGGCAGACAUAGAGGACCUGGAGCAGCAGGAACAGGAGCUGGAGAAGCAGAAGAUGUGGGUUCAGCAGAGCAUCAAAAAUGUCACAGAAGACGUGCAGAACAACUGGCUAGCCUAUGUGACACACGAAGACAUCUGCAAGUGCUUCACAGGAGACACCCUCCUUGCAAUUCGAGCCCCAUCAGGCACACGCCUGGAGGUUCCAGUCCCUGAGGGCCCAAGUAGAAAAAAGAAAUAUCAGAUCCAUCUGAAGAGCACCAGCGGUCCAAUUGACGUUCUCCUAGUAAACAAAGAUGCUUGGAGCUCUCCUCCUGUAGUGCUGCCUGUCCCUCCUCCUGAAGACCUCAUCCAGUGCCAGGCGGUUGCACCCUCGAAGCCACAGGUACCGCCUCUUGCCCACUUCCAGGAGGCAUCCGUUCCCAGCAGCACCCAGCCCUCUACGCCAACACCUUCCAGCACUCAGGAUCACAGCCCUCCUGAGCAGAAAGACACGAGCACAGAAUGCAGCGUCUCAGUGGCGGAGUCCAAGAGCAGCAGUGACCUUGAGCCCCUCAGCAACGUGUCUGCACCCAGCGGCCAGACGGCCCGGCUGGACACGCAGCUGCUGCAGUCCUCUGCCUCGCUGGACAGCAGCUCCGUCCUACCCAGCCCCUCUGCCUCUUUUGAGCCAAUCAAACCUGAUCCCACAGGGAUGCUGGAGCUUCCCAAAGAGCUGUCAGAGAUGUUUGAUCCCACGAGAGAAUGUAUGAACUCUGAGCUGCUGGAAGAGCUGAUGUCGUCUGAAGUGUUCGCUCCUUUGCUCCGCCUCUCCCCCCCUCCUGGAGAUCACGACUACAUCUACAACCUGGAUGAGAGCGAAGGCGUCUGUGACCUCUUCGAUGUGCCUGUCCUCAACCUCUGACUUGUCAGCGCGGCCGUGAGCCUCGCGCAGACAGACCGUUUUGUAACUCUUUGGAAAGCGUCUAUUUUUGGAUUCCUUUUGUGCUAGAGCUGGACGAGUGAGCGCAUCAGAGAUACUCUCAUAUGAACUCAGAACCAAGAGAUGUGGACUCGGAGGCCGGGAGCCUCCCCGUCACUUCUUUCUCUUCCUGUCUUGCACGUGCAAGGACUGAACUCGCCUCGCUGCAUCUCUCUCUUCACCGGGUUCUGGGCGUCGCUUCGCAGGGUCUGUGAUUUGUUGAGUUUGCCCAGGUGCCUCUCCGAGCUUCCUCAGAUCUGCAUGCCUUGGUUUUCCUGCACUCCUAGAGGCACUUUGCACCUCCUAGGUACCAGCUGCUACACGGAGCCCUGAUAGCGUGGUCGGUUCACAGGCCCGGAGGUAGUUAGUUGUGGUGUGGGGCGGUUCUAUUGUAGAAUGGCAUCGACACAAAAACAAACCAACGGCACCGAAGGGUCCAUUUGUCCCAGUGACUCCAAACCAAGCUAGUACGUUUUACAAGACAUAAAGCACUUUUCUCUGUUGGCUGCCCCUCCCAGGAGGACCCGGGAGCUGAGCUGAGAGUUUCCCUGCUGUGCCUCAGCAGGAAUGCUGCUUCUCCCGUGGUGGUUGCUCACCAGAUGCGCGGCCCACGGGGUGCAGCGCCUUGUACAGCAGCUGUGCGGUGCCCACAGGGCUGAAGAAGGGGUGCCAGUGUUGUGUUUUUUUUUUUUUCCUUACGAGUUGCUUGAAAGGAUAAGACUGCUCCAGCUGGUGCCUUUAAGGUAUUCCAACUACAUCAGACACCGCUCGUAUUAGCAUCUAACUAUUCUCCAGCCAUUGCACUUGAGCCUUCAACUGUUGUAAAGGCGACCAAGCAGGAAUGAUUCAGUAGUACUUUGCCACGACGAGUUUCACAGGUGUUGUCACGGUAGUGUUUUGUUCCCCCCCCUCUGUUGUUUUCCUUCCUUUUUAGCAUGUGCUCAGGGUCGGCCUUCCUAGAGACAUGAAUUUGCUCCGGUGUUCAGACCGCGCUCCCCGAUCCUGUGGCAGGUUGCUGCACAGCGCCAUGCCUCCCUGCAUCUUUUUUGUCACGAGGUUGCUCUUCGAUGGAAGGUCUGUAGAGGUGGCUUUGGAGCGUUUUUAUUCUUUCUUUCUUUUUGGAUGGACAGCUGUGGAGCCUGUGCAUUUUCUUAUUUUUAUUUUUUAUUUUUUUGCUGUUGUUGGAGUAAAAAAGCCCUCCUGGAUUCGUCGUACUUUGCAAACCCCCGCGUUGCUUUUUUGGGUCAGAUCUGACUGUCAGUUUUGCACAUCUUCCCGCCAACGCAGCGCUCGCAGCCGUCCCACGCAGCCUUUCCUGCUCUGCAAACUGCCAGAGGGAAGGCCAGCUCCUCGCAGCCGGCACCAGCAGUGAUGGGAUACGAGCGGGCCGUACCCAACGCUUGGCGCCUGCAGAGGUGAGGAGGCCGUACGCUUGGCUCCUUCCUUCCCAGAGCGUCUCCUGGUGCUGUUAUGUUCUCGGUGGGGCUCCUCCAGCAGACCUGCUCCAUUCUGCAGCGCGGGACGAGCCAGCGCCCCGUAGGAAAAGCGCAAUGAAUUGGAUAGGAACGGACAACCUCGAACCCUUUCUAGCUGAGGGCAGCGGGCGGCGCUGGGGGGAGAUGGAGACGUGUGGGUGCUGAGCGUUGGGGCCCACGUGCUGUCCCGCAGCCCUCCUUCCCUCUGGCGCUCCCAACCUUCGCUCCCUCUUCGUGUUAACGUUCACCACCGCUUUGGGAAAAAAAGAAAAAAAGAAAAAGGAAAAAAAAAAAAAAAAAGAUGUAGAGAAGAUGAACAGAUGAACUUUGAUUCCUAUAUAAAGAUUAUUUUUAUACUUUUUGUUUUUUGUUUUUUUUGUUUUGCAAAGGAAAAGAAAAUGGCCUGUAAUAUUUGUACAGUUGUUGAGUGAAUAAACGAACCCUUUCCAGAG
Molecule: messenger RNA, 3272 nt
Organism: Numida meleagris (helmeted guineafowl)
Lineage: Eukaryota; Metazoa; Chordata; Aves; Galliformes; Numididae
Gene: E2F4
Product: E2F transcription factor 4
Exons: 10
Coding region: 50-1288 (412 amino acids)
Biological process (GO): regulation of transcription by RNA polymerase II
Cellular component (GO): RNA polymerase II transcription regulator complex
Molecular function (GO): DNA-binding transcription factor activity, RNA polymerase II-specific; protein dimerization activity; RNA polymerase II cis-regulatory region sequence-specific DNA binding
Source: RefSeq, a predicted model, not a curated record